This is a messenger RNA of Capsella rubella, 1410 nucleotides long. RefSeq lists its product as uncharacterized. NCBI's taxonomy places the organism in Eukaryota, Viridiplantae, Streptophyta, Magnoliopsida, Brassicales, Brassicaceae. The transcript is spliced from 3 exons. The record is from RefSeq and is a predicted model, not a curated record. The coding region runs from base 159 to 1259 and encodes 366 amino acids.
UCCAAAAUUAAAAAUUUCACCAAAAAGGAAAAAAGAGCUUGCUAGCCACGCCUAUUUCUCUCUUUUAAGGUAAGAGAAGUUAUAUGGUUGAGACUCCUCCGAAUACAUCAACUUAAUUUUGGGGUUACUGUAAUUUCUUGGUGUUGUUAUCUGCAAUAAUGUCUCGGCUUCUCUCCAAGCUCUCUCCCCUCAUUCACAAGAACAGUAGAAGCGUUCGUUCGUUUUCAUCCUCUGCGACCGGCCCAUGUGUUUCGAUUUGCAGCAUGAUAGAACCCUCUCCGGACGGCGCCGGAAACCUCGGAGAAGUCAUACUGUUCGACAUAGCAAGUUUGGAGUUAGUCAGAACGGACAAAACAUAUCCCGAUGAGCUUUUCGACGGGCAAUUGGUGGGAGCUUCCCAUGGAUGGGGGUUUUUCUCCAAUAGACACGAUCGGUCUGUCAUUAUCAGCGACUAUCUAAACCCUUAUGCUUCCAAGUCAAAAUCAAAGAUGAUUCAUCUGCCUUUCUUUACUCCAAUGUACUCUGGCCAAACCGAAGUCGUGUGCAACGUGGCCAUGUCCUCUUCUCCUCCUGAUCAAGACGACCAAGAUUGGGUCGUUGGCAUCAAGUUCUUGGGUAGACAGCUGAGCCUCUGCAGGCCCCGUCAUGACCUGCGUUGGACUAACAUCCUAACACCUUUUGAGUCAUGGGAUAGCUCAAAACUUAUGUAUUCCAAGAAAGACCAAAGGUUCUAUUUGCUUGCCCCUGGAGGAAACUACUUAUGCUCCUGGGAUCUCAACUUCAAGGAAGACAAGAAGCCUAAGUUCCAUGAGUUGGUGUUGCACAACCUUCCCAACAUGCCACGUUCCCUCUCGAAGCUGUUGGAUUCCUACUGCAGAGAGGAUCAUUGGGUGGAGUCACCUUCAGGCGAAAGUUUCCUUGUCAAAUGGUACAGUGAAUACCCCCCUGAAAACACCAUUAACUGUUGCAAAUCACCGAUAGUAAUGGUGUUCAGAGAGGAAGAGACGAAAGAUGGAAGGAAAAACAUGCGUUACACAGAGGACAUUGGAGACCUUUGCAUUUUCAUUUCAAGGGGAGAGGAUUUUUGCGUCAAGGCGACCUCUUGCCCUGGUCUCGACGCUAACUCUAUCUGUUUGCAUGGCCGUUUGUUUGCAACGCUCAAUAUCGCGAAAAGAACCGUUGGCUGUUACUUACAUCCCCAAGACACACCAAGAAGGAUUCCCUAUUCACCUUACUGGCUUCCUCCGUUUUCCCCGUAGCCCUCUAUUUGCUCCAUUGAAUCAUUGGUCUUAUUGUGUGGUUGGUUCUCUCCUGUUUGAAUUGAAGACUUCAUUUGGUAUUUGGUGUAACAGCCAACUGAUGUAACUUGUCUCACAAUUCAGAUCCUAUGUUUAGCUUGUUUGUCCCAAC